GCCACCUCCAGCUAAGGGUUUUUUCUUUUCUUCGCACUUUCAGCCCAAAAUAGGAAGGGUUUUCUGUCUGACGAAGCUAAAAGAUGAGGCAAUCAACUAUUGACAGGACAAAGAAUCCGAUCCUUCAAGAAAGAAACAAGAGACAGCUUACAGAAUCAAAGGAAACCAUCGGAUUUUGUACUGAAAAUACAGCCCUCCCCAUCUGGAAUUGCUCAGCAGUUUGCAAUAGUCCUCCUCCAACACGCCUCUUCUCCACCUACUGAAAUACAGAUAUAUAUAUAUAUAUAUGCUCCUCCGGAAAAAGUCUUGCCUCUGAUCUGGAGGAUCCUCUUCGUUGGUCAGAAUUCUUUGGAGGGAAGAGAGCAGGAAUCAUCCAAGUCCACCACCAUGGCAAAAUGCGGAGAGUGCGGGCCGGGAUACAGAACCCCCUUGGAUGCAAUGAAAGGACCCCGGGAGGAGAUCGUCUACCUGCCUUGCAUCUACCGAAAUACCGGAACAAAUAAACCAGAUUACUUGGCCACUGUGGAUGUGGACCCCAAAUCCCAGACUUACUGCCAAGUCAUCCACCGCCUACCGAUGCCCAACGUUAAUGAUGAGCUGCACCAUUCCGGCUGGAACGCCUGCAGCAGCUGUUUCGGAGACACCACCAAGAAGCGCAACCGCCUCAUUCUUCCCAGCCUCAUCUCAUCCCGGAUUUAUGUGGUCGACACUGGCACCGACCUGAGGGCCCCCAGGAUCCACAAGGUCGUCGAGCCCAUUGACGUCUAUUGGAAGUGCAACUUGGCAAAUCCUCACACCACACAUUGCCUGGGCAAUGGUGAAAUCAUGAUUAGCACCAUGGCUGACCCUUCCGGCAAUGGAAAAGGGGGGUUUGUGCUGCUGGAUGGAGAGACCUUUGAGGUGAAGGGCAACUGGGAAAAGGGCACCAAAGUCCCACCGUUUGGCUACGAUUUCUGGUACCAGCCCAGGCACAACGUCUUGAUGAGCACUGAGUGGGGAGCGCCCAAGUGCUUUGCCAAGGGAUUUAACCCAGCAGAUUUGGAGAAAGGCUGCUACGGCGGAAACAUCAACGUGUGGGACUGGACCACUCACGAGUUCAUCCAGACCAUCGACGUGGGCAAGAACUCCAUUCCGCUGGAGAUCCGAUUUCUCCACGACCCAGAUGCGGCUGAGGGGUACAUUGGCUGCGCCCUCAGCAGUGCCGUCCACCGUUUCUACAAGACCCCGGAAGGAACCUGGGCAUCAGAGAAGGUGAUUCAAAUUCCCAACAAGAAGGUCGAAGGAUGGCUUCUACCAGAAAUGCCAGGCCUUAUCACCGAUAUCCUGAUCUCCCUGGAUGACCGCUUCCUCUACUUCAGCAACUGGCUUCAUGGAGAUAUCCGUCAAUACGACAUUUCCAACCGUCGGAAGCCCAAGCUAGUGGGACAGGUGUUUCUGGGAGGUAGCAUUGUCAAAGGGGGUCCCGUCAAAGUGAUUGAUGACCCAGAACUGGACUGCCAGCCGGAUCCAUUCGUCAUCAAGGGCAAGAGGGUUCAAGGUGCCCCGCAGAUGAUCCAGCUGAGCCUGGAUGGAAAACGGCUGUAUGUCAGCACCUCCCUCUACAGCGGAUGGGAUAAGCAGUUCUACCCGGACAUGGUCAAGGAAGGCUCUGUCAUGUUGCAAAUCGAUGUGGACAGCAAGAAAGGAGGCUUAAAAGUGAACGAAAAGUUCUUAGUGGAUUUCGGGAAAGAGCCACAUGGCCCAGCACUGGCCCAUGAGAUCCGCUAUCCGGGCGGUGACACCACCUCCGAUAUCUGGAUCUAACGAUCUCCCUGGCUUUGAGCUGUCAUACUAAGCAAAAGGUCUUUUUCUUAAGAUGCUACUUCUUUGCCUGCUUCCGUGUGCGGUUCCUCCAGAUGGGAUAUUCCUUGUUCUGCCACAAGAGGUUGCUCACACACAUCCUGUCCUCUUUGCUGUGACCAAGUCACAACCCCGGGACUUUUGAUACAAGAUUUUAAGCAUCUCCGCCUUCCGCUCUCACUAUUGCAUAACAAUGGAAUUGUACAUUUUUACCCAGAAGGAAAUAUUUUAAGAAGGCAAUAAUCGUCCCCACAAUUUUCUCAGGGAGCAUAAAACCCAUGUUUUUCUAUCUUGAGACUCCUGUAGCCGAGGCCUCCCUAAGCAAAUGAUCUGAUCGCUUGUGUGCAGGUAGUCCUUCACUUAUGACCAUAAUGGGGGGACCAGAAUCUUCACUGCUAAGAGGCAAUUGUGAAGUGAGUUGCACCCUUUUUUUGUCACGGUUACUAAGCGAAUCCUUGCUACUGUUCAGUCAAUCAUGCAGUCGUUAACCGAGUCCAGCUUCCCCCGUUGGGUCUGCUUGUUGGAAGCUUGCAAAUGUUGAUCACAGGAUUCAGGAUGCUCCAAAGGUCAUAAAUUCACGCUGGCUGCCAAGAGCCCAAAUUUCAAUCACCUGACUGUGGGGAUACAACAGUCAUACGUGCGAGGAUCAGUCAUAAGUCUCUUUCGGCGCUUUUGUACCUUUGAACAGUCAUUAAACAAAUUGUUGUAAGUUAACACUAGCUAUAUUUGGAGUAAUGCAAACUCAUUUGUUGGUAUGUGUGAAAUCUUUUGAUUAAGAAAUCAUGGAACACAAGGUUGUUUGUGAUUUAAUGAGCAACAGAGCCAUUCUUGGAAUGUCUUAACAUUACCUCUAGCAUAAUGCUUCGGAAAGAGAAUAAUAUAUUUCUUUAUCUUUGCUAUUCAUUGCUCUUUUUAAAAAAAUAAAAUUUUCAAGA
Molecule: messenger RNA, 2774 nt
Organism: Pseudonaja textilis
Lineage: Eukaryota; Metazoa; Chordata; Lepidosauria; Squamata; Elapidae
Product: methanethiol oxidase-like
Molecular function (GO): protein binding; selenium binding
Source: RefSeq, a predicted model, not a curated record